Caenorhabditis auriculariae is the source of this 1408-nucleotide messenger RNA. The record is from the annotation of a GenBank genome assembly. Lineage: Eukaryota; Metazoa; Nematoda; Chromadorea; Rhabditida; Rhabditidae.
AUGGAUUAUUACCACGAACAUCACAAAAAAGGGCCAUUCGUCGUGGCUUUUCUUCUCAUACUCGUCACGAUUCUCACUGGAGUGGCCACUUUCACCAAUUGUCCGUUGAUUUUUGGAAUUUGAGAAAAAAUUCAACAGUUUAGACUGGGCAACACUCAGCGUUUUUGGCGCCAAUGCAGGUCACAUGGGACUGUACGCUUGGUUCAAGAGCGGUGCCAAUGACGCCUUCAAUGUGAGUUUAUGAUAUUUAAUUCGUUCCAAUCUUCUCUUUGGAAUUCCUCAAAGGCCCAGGUCACACUUUAGUCUAUCAAAUGAAGAUCCUAAAACUCCAAAAAGGCAUACCUUUCGAGAAAAAAAAAAACUGAAGCCUUAAAAUGAACCAUUUGUGCGGCUCAAUUAUUGAAAGUUGAAUACUUUUCAUCGACUUUUGUGUUUUUCGGAGCUGAAGAAAAUCAUAUUUUGAUUUUUCACCCUCUGUCCGGAUCGACAGAAAAAAAAAGAAGAGCUUACAAAUUCAAGUCUUUCGCAUUUUUCUUUUUUUAUUUUGCGUUUCGAAUUAAAAAAAUGUAGGUUUUCUACAAAAACACUGACAUUUUUUUCUCACAUUUUUUUGGCGGAAACAUUAUUACCUUUCAAAAAAACUCAAAGAAAAAUCUUCUUUUCAAUUUCACAUAAAAUUAUUCCAGGCGCAACCAGGAUGGUGGAAAUGCACUGUAGUCACCAUGUUGAUGGCUUUUUCUUUCGAGCUUCUCUUCUGCAUCCUCGUGAUUCCUUCGAUGUGAGUUUGACAAUUUCGAUACAUGGAAUUCAAACAUAAUUUGUAGACUGUUUUAUAUUUGAAUGCCUAAUGUUGCAAACCCAAUCAUUUGAAAACCUUCCAGUUGAAAAAAUGUUUUAUUUGAAUUUGAUGCUUCCCUUUGCUUGCUCUAAAGCUCAAACCGUAUUUGGUCGGAUGAAGAAGAUAUUUUAUCGAUUACGUGAAAACGAAAAAGGGAAGCUUCAUCAAAAUAACAAUAAACUUUGACACGCUAAACUUAAUUUUUUCUUCUACUUUUUUUUGUUUUCAGCCUUUUCCGCAAACACAUCCAUGGACAUGCUCUCAACGCUCUUCUGUCAAUAAUCAUCGCCAUUUUACUGUUUGUUGGCAUCAUCACCUUUGCUGUGAAAGUUGGAAGUAAUAUAAUGAAAGACUCACCAAUUUGACAUUUCCUUUUUUCAGGUUUCAAUGUGGCUGGCAUUAGCGUUCCUCUGAAGGUAAAGCGGAAGAAACUAUUUUUAAUUGGAACUUUCUUAAUUUCAGCUUGGCUGGUCCUGGGGAGUCGGCGUCGCUGCCGCAGUCGUCUCGAUUAUUCUCAUCUUGGCCUCCAGUGGAUCAGCAUAUGGAGCAGCCAGAUCACACUAUUAUUGA